AUGAAUAACACAUCAACAUUUCUGCCCUUGGCUCUCGUCCUAACACUGGUAAGUUUGAAUCUGGUGCGCUAAAAAUGAUGGAUUAUUUAUGAUUGAUGACAAUUAUAUACGAAUAGCAAGUAACAACAUAGAAUAUUUGUAUUUCAGUUCCAAUCUAAAUGAAGUAUACAACAAAUACUCUCAACCAACUGACACCAAGAAAUGCAGGAGCGCGCGGAAAUAAUCAAAAUAAACGCGCCAAAAUUACAAAACGCUCAAAAGCAAAUUGUAUUUAUUAAGAUUUAAGUGAUGAGUCAUCUCAACUGCUUAGAUUUUUUAACACGAAAUUUGACAUACAGUUUAGGGUAUGUAUUUUAAAUUUAUUUAACGGACGUCUUGUCUUUUAAACGCCUGCUUAAACGCUGUAUAGAUUCAUUUUGGCCAGCGCGGGUUUACAUAUAACGGUUGUCAAUACAUAGAACGGUUUUUGUUAUCAAUAAACACGUUCAUAUACUAACUUAGACAGUAUUUAUAGUUUGAUAUCUUCGCUCUUCGUAUUCCAGAGUUCACCUCCACAAUUUCUUCUUAAAACUAACAAAGUUAAUCUCCAUUUUGAAAAGAAAUUGUAAAAGAUACUGACGUAGCUCUUCUCCAUCAUUAAUUUUCAGGGCUUUGUUGUGUACUCAGAAUCUAACCCCUACAAAUCAAUACAAAUUAAUGAAAAAGCCAAAAUAUAUCUUCGGAUACGAAGAACUGUCAACGAGUCUGAAAGUGAGAGUACAUAUGAACCUAGUUCUGAAAGUGAGAGUACAUCUGAACCUAGUCCUGAAAGUGACAGUACAUCUGAACCUAGUCCUGAAAGUGAGAGUACAACUGAACCCAGUCCUGAAAGUGACAGUCCAUCUGAACCUAGUCCUGAAAGUGACAGUACAUCUGAACCAAUUCCUGAAAGUGAGAGUACAUCUGAACCUAGUCCUGAAACUGAGAGUACAUCUGAACCUAGUCCUGAAACUGAGAGUACAUCUGAACCUAGUUCUGAAAGUGAAAGUACAUCUGAACCAAAUCCUGAAAGUGACAGUACAUCUGAACCUAGUUCUGAAAGUGAGAGUACAUCUGAACCUAGUCCUGAAAGUGACAGACCAUCUGAACCUAGUCCUGAAAGUGACAGUACAUCUGAACCUAAUCCUGAAAGUGAGAGUACAUCUGAACCAAAUCCUGAAAGUGAGAGUACAUCUGAACCAAAUCCUGAAAGUGAGAGUACAUCUGAACCAAGUCCUGAAAGUGAGAGUACAUCUGAACUAAUUCCUGAAAGUGAGAGUACAUCUGAACCUAGUCCUGAAACUGAGAGUACAUCUGAACCUAGUCCUGAAACUGAGAGUACAUCUGAACCUAGUUCUGAAAGUGAAAGUACAUCUGAACCAAAUCCUGAAAGUGACAGUACAUCUGAACCUAGUCCUGAAAGUGAGAGUACAUCUGAACCUAGUCCUGAAAGUGACAGUACAUCUGAACCUAGUCCUGAAAGUGACAGUACAUCUGAACCUAAUCCUGAAAGUGAGAGUACAUCUGAACCUAGUCCUGAAAGUGACAGACCAUCUGAACCUAGUCCUGAAAGUGACAGUACAUCUGAACCAAAUCCUGAAAGUGAGAGUACAUCUGAACCAAUUCCUGAAAGUGAGAGUACAUCUGAAUCAAUUCCUGAAAGUGAGAGUACAUCUGAACCAAGUCCUGAAAGUGAGAGUACAUCUGAACCGAGUCCUGAGAGUGACAGUACAUCUGAACCAAGUCCUGAACGUGACAGUACAUCUGAACCAAGUCCUGAACGUGACGGUACAUCCGAACCUAGUCCUGAAAGUGAGAGUACAUCUGAACCUAGUCCUGAAAGUGAGAGUACAUCUGAACCUAGUCCUGAAAGUGACAGUACAUCUGAACCAAAUCCUGAAAGUGAGAGUACAUCUGAACCAAGUCCUGAACGUGAGAGUACAUCGGAACCGACUCCUGAAAGUGACGGUAAAUCACCAGCUCAAAGCGAACCAGAACCUCAGUCGGAAACAUGGCCUGAACCAGGUCCGGAGUGGGAGAAAGCCUACAAACUAUGGCAGAGUGCAUGGCCUGCACACACAUAUCUUUUUGCAAUAAUCUUCUUGCUCAUGGCAAUCUAUUCAGGCUACUACAUCGUAGUGAAUGUCAAAGAUGGACUUGGGAAGAAAUAUCUAAGUAUCUCCUUAAAUGUCAUGAUGUGUGUUCUUUCUAUAACGCGAUCAUUUGUGCUAUUCUUGGAUCCAUACCACCAAGGGACUUUAAUCGAAAAUAAACUAGUCCUUCAACUCAUGUGGUCCAUUGGAACUCCCUGUUUGCUUGCUUCAGAUUCUUUGUGUAUCCUAGCGCUGGCCGAAUCGGCAAGCGUGAAUCUAAUCCAUCAACGUUUUCAACGUUUAUCCAACAUCUUAAUUGUAAUCUUUCUACACUUUGUUCUGGUCAUCGCAACAGAUAUAGUCGUAUCUGCGCACAGCAGUGCAAAAGUGAUGAUCUUAUAUUGUCAAGUUUUUUCAAUCAUUUGGGGAACGUUGCUUGGUAUUUGGUAUUCGACACUCGCGCACAAAAUAAACCACGUGCUGUUUAAAGGAGCCGGACGGAGGAAGUCACGUGGUGAUCGGAUAUACCUCUUGCUUAUUUAUCUAUCAAGUGUAGCAAAUCUCUUCACAUGUGUGUUAAUUCUUUACUCAGCAGUGGGAGUGUUUGGUAUCUACUCCGAGGUAGAGUUUGUGGACGCCUGGCCUUGGUAUUCGCUACAGACUGGUAUGCGCGUAUCCGAAGUUAUCGCUGCGGUGCUCGUGUUUACUGUCAGUGCAAAACGUAACCGAAUUAAGAACAAAGUGCACAAUGUCAUCGUGUGUGGCGAGUCACAAGUUGUCAAAGAAACGAGUGAUGCUUCCAGUACUGCUCCAACAGUCAUAAAUUUGUACCCGGCAGCAAGGAACAGACGAAUGAGCAUGUUCUCAGCUGUACAUCAAUCAAAAAUAUCCGCUCACGACAACCCUGGGGUUGAUCAAAAAUUGGACUCCCCGUCGGGGCUGCAACCAUCAAAUAAGAAUAAGAAUAACCCGUCGCCUCGCGGACGACGAAUGAGUCUAUUCUCCGAGCUACACGAGUCGAAAUUAUCAGCUUCGCGUGUUGGGGCGAUACCACAGCGAAACCAACUACGGAACAAAUUUUCUGCUUUAGACCAAUCACUUGAUGGCGGUAAUUCAAAUGUCCAGUCAACGAAUGACAAUGAAAACACGUCAGGGAGAGGUAGACGGAUGAGCAUGUUUUCACAGUUACAGCAAAUAAAACUAUCAGCAAAUGCAAAUAAUUCCAUACCGUCCUCCUUGAGAAGUAACGGAACGUCUCCAUCUGCGCCGAAUCAAUCCAAUAAGCCUCCAGUUCUUGGAAGGAAAAGAACGCCACCAUCUCUGUCAAAUCAACCAGAAGUUGGAAAUCAAAGCAUGCCAUCGAACAGAGGGAGAAGAAUGAGCAUGUUCUCGCAGUUGCAAGAGUUAAAGAUGUCAGCAAAUGGAAAUAUGUCCUUGCCAUCAGCCCACGGGAGUAACAGUUCCAUUCCAAAUGAAAAAGAUGCAAAUACAAAAACCUCCAGCAUCUUCUCUGGAUUACAACAAUUUGUGGCGUCUCACAAGAGAAAGGCGAACAAAUCCGACAAAUGUGGUGAAAACACUAAACAUUCAAACUUUUUUUCAAAAUUUUUUCAUACCAAAGUGGCACCAAUCAACUCCGCAUCGCCCAACGAAGGUACAAGACUAAACAAGAUAACGGCUUUGUGUCGGUCAGUGGAGACAGCUAGUCCGGAGGUGCACGUGAAUGACACGCCUUGUGUAAAUAAGAAUGAGACAAGCGUACAUGUGACUGACACGCCUAAUUCACAUGAGAACAAGACAAUUGGACAUGCGAUUGACAUGCCUGAUUCACAUGACCAUGUGACUGACACGCCCAAUGCACAUGGAAAUAUGACAGACGUGCAUUUCAAUGACAUGCCUAAUGCACGUGGGAGUAGGAAUAACAUUGAAUGGAGGAGGUCCACUGGGUCACGUGCGAGCCUGUUCGCAGGUCUACGUAAAGCAAAUACAAAAAUGGAUGAAAUGAAAAUUAUUGAAGAUGAUGAGGGGGAAGUGGAAGAACAGUGCAUCAUAUUUAACCGGAGAAAAAGUUCAAGAACAUGCGCAAUUGAUAUUGAUGACGACAUGUGUAAUGACAAUGCUAUACCUAUGCAGAACAUGAGUAGUGACCCAACUUCUAUUUCCAAACAGAGUGACCACCUUACGCAAGUAGACGUGUAG
Paramuricea clavata is the source of this 4310-nucleotide messenger RNA. Lineage: Eukaryota; Metazoa; Cnidaria; Anthozoa; Malacalcyonacea; Plexauridae. The record is from the annotation of a GenBank genome assembly.